This is a messenger RNA of Exophiala oligosperma, 4735 nucleotides long. RefSeq lists its product as uncharacterized. Bases 2935 to 3807 code for a protein of 290 amino acids. Lineage: Eukaryota; Fungi; Ascomycota; Eurotiomycetes; Chaetothyriales; Herpotrichiellaceae. The transcript has a single exon. The record is from RefSeq and is a predicted model, not a curated record.
ACCAGGUUUAGCUUCGGCCACAUUUCGCGACUUCAUGUCCGUCUCAUUUCAUCCUCACCGACACCUUUGUGGAUUGUCUCACGGAUGACAUUUCCAUCACUUCGAAACAAGGUGUGGACCUUUUCGCGUCUCAGUUUACUCCUUCAGCCUUGUAUCCGUGUCAUCUCGUCUUCUGAGUCGUGGUCAGAUCGUUACGAUUACCUUACCGUCAGUCCUGCCUUCCCAGAUAUCCUUCAAUCCCUCCUCCGUUUUCUCCAAAGGUAAGACUUUUCCAAUACGAGGUUUUAUCUUCUUGGAGGCAACAUAAUUUAGGAGGUCAACGAACUCCUCUCUUGUCCCAGUGUAGACGCCGGUGAGAACUAUCUGGUUGGUGAACAGGUGCACGAGAUCGAUGUUGACUUUGUUCGACCCGCCAUCCGAAUGGAUGCCACAUGACACAACGGUACCUCCAGGCUUGACGGAUGCGAGAGAAUGAGAGAUGGUGGCAGCGCCGGACGUGUCGAAUGCAGCAUCGACAAGAUAUGGUAGCUUCUGGAGAGGCUCGAAUGUACGCUCGGCUCCCAGCUUCAACCCCAACGCUCGCUUGGCCUCCGUUCGACCUGUGGCCCAAACUCGAAGACCAGCGGCGGAACCAAGCUGUAUCAGAGCUGUGGUGACGCCUAUCUGGGUGUCAGUAGGAGUAUAUCCGGGAAUGCUUCGUUGAACUCACCGCCUGAGCAACCUUGGAUCAGGACUGUCUGACCUGGCCGCAGCUUCGCUUGUUUGAACAUCAUACGGUACGCAGUCAACCAAGCUAUGCCCAUGAUCGAUGCAUCCUUGGCGUCCAACCCUUGUGGCCGUGGGACAGCAUUCCUCUUUGGCACAACGACGUACUCUGCCAAGGUUCCCUGCACCAGCUCGCCCAGGACGUGCCUUUUCGGAUCCAGGGUUUCGUCUCCCUUGAAAUCUGGAUCCCCGAGGUUGGGAUAAAGUGCGACUUCUGUUCCAUCUUCCAAAAUGCCUGCGCCCUCGUUGCCUAGGAUCAUUGGAAAUCGGAUCUCGUGCAUUCCUAUCCCACGGAGGGUGAAGAUGUCGUGGAAGUUCAGGCCGACUGCUUGCAUUUUGACUGUGACCCAACCCUCUUUGGGCUCGGGAGGAUUUCUGCGGUUGAUGCGCACUGAAGACAGGGGAUUUGUGGGAUUGCCACAGGCGGCAUAGACCGUCCGAAUCGUCGGCUUUCUGGGGUCGACAUCUCCCAUCUCCAAGUGCUGGAUCUUGUCGUUCUUGAUGGUCGCAAGGAGAAACAGGUCGAAGGGCUCGUGGAUGUUAAAGCCUUCAACAUAGUCACCGUCCAUCAUUAUGUGCUGAAAGACCUUGCCAUCAUCGCGGACCUCCCUCUCGAGGAUUUCGACGCGAGACCGAUAUCCAACAAUGCCAUGUUCACACAGUGCCUUGAUGGCUUCGUCCUUGAAGCUCUUUCCAUCGUCGCAUAUCUCGGCAUCCGAGGCGAAGGCACCUAGCAUUUGUUCCAGAUUCGCGGCAUUGAUCCCAUUGAGGAAUUGAUCCAGGGGUCUUUCUCGUGAAGCCAUGGCUCGUCAAUUUGUUUCUUUUUUUUCGCCUGGUGUCCUGCUCGGAUUGAAGUGAAUGACCGUGCUAUUUAUACUUCGAUCAUGAGCGUACAAGGGGCGUGACUUCGCCGUGUCUGAGACGUUACACGCGUGAGACCCACCAUACUGUACUGCACCUGGGAAGAUCCCAGAGUGUUUGGACCAUUUUUUGGCUGAUAUCACGUGCGAAAGCAGUGAAUUGCUUCGUCCGCGGUGGAUGAUUCAGCCACUCUUCGGACGGAGGAGGUACCAUUUUCGAAUGGUGAACGUGUAAGCCAUUGCUGAUUCAACAACAUGGCCAGCACUGGGAUAUUUUGUCCAAAGUCUUACCUCUAUGAAAUAUUCAUCGGACCUUCGAGAUGCAUUCUGUUUCAAAACCAAAAUCAUAUCCCGGACGUUGUUAGCGUAAGAUCUCACGACGGAGCGACCAAGUUCUAUGGCUAUUAUCAAGUUGGAAUUGUAGACUCGAAGAUAAGCACAUCUUUUUGGCACACGGAGUUAGGGACUCUGAUAUUAGACAGAUGUUGUUUGUCUAGUGAAGGCCCUCAACAUCGAAUUUGCCUGUAUGUAGAGGCUUUUGUGUUCGAGUCAGGCCUGGCGUGAGGGGCCUGCGAACUCUUCCAUAACAUGGGGAAACGUACCUCGGCACCUGGCAAUAGGACUGGGUACUUAGUACCUAAUGCAUGUAGUUAUGUCCCCAAGCUACAAUGUUUUUGGACGAGGCAACACUUGAGGAUAAAGUAGACCCAAGCAUUUCGUGCCUUCAUCAGAAUUGUCUUUUGGUCGCUCGGUCUAUUUACAGCGCGCGGGAGAGCUCACACUCGAAUCAUGGCCGGCGAAGCAAUACCAGAGACUAUGCUGGCGUGGCAGAAAGAUUUUGGCAGCACGCAGCCGGUAAGUUGAAUGUAUUGGUGACGUAGCAGUUUAAUCUUACGAGUUCAUGUUUCCAUGAUGGCCAGGAUCUUUGUGGUGUUGAUCUGACUUUUAGCUAGAAUCGAGUCCGUGUUGAUGUCCCGUCAGCGCCUGACGACGGACUUUUGGUGAAGAUAUAUGCGGCUGGAGGUGCGUACUUACACUCCCCGUCUUCAUCGUCUAUGGCGAUCGGGGUAGACAUGAGAAGGAUACGAUUCCUAAACCUUCCAUAGUUUGUCACAGCGAUGUCCAUCUACUGCACAUGGAAGAGAAGCCGCCCGAAUACUUGGACAAGUAUACUUUGGUGCGCCGCGACCAGAAUUAAUGAUGGAGCGUCUCAUCGUGUGCUGACAAUAUUCUCACGAAAAAGGGCCAUGAAGGAUGCGGCGAGGUGGUCUCGGUCGGAUCUGCCGUCACCAAAUUCAAGCCGGGCGACAUGGUAUCAGUCCUGGCAGUGCCUGGAUGUGGAAGUCAGUCAUGCCCAGACUGUGCGAAGGGGGUCCCUCAGAUUUGUCCGCUGGGAGAACACUACGGCAUCGGGCACAACGGGUCCUUCGCACCCUACGUUGCCAUCCGUGAGAGAGCCGCGGUCAAGCUACCCUCGGGCGUAAGCUAUGCGGCUGGCGCGGUGGCCACGGAUGCAGUCUUGACCGCGUACCAAGCAGUCGUGGGACGAGGGAAGGUCAAAAAGGGUGAUACAGUCCUGUUGUUCGGACUGGGCGGGCUGGGAUUCAACGCGUUACAGAUCAUGCUCAGCAUCGGGGCGAACGUGAUUGUCGUGGACCAACGACAGGAAGUGCUCGAGGAGGCCCUCAAGUUUGGCGUCAAGUCAGAGAACGUCGUGCCCGUGGGGACAGGAAACGUGGCGGAAUGGGUCAACAACAAAGGGUUGCUUGUCGAUACGGCGAUCGAUUUCGUGGGAGUAUCGGAGACAUUCAAAGCAGCACUUGAUGCAGGUGAGUUUUUGACAACCCACCAGGAGUGGGCAUGCGCUGAUGGACACGUCUGUCUUGGGAUAGUGCGACGAGCAGGUACAGUUGUCCUUGUGGGCUUGAUCAAUCCCAGCAUAUCGUUCAGUUCGCUGGUACCCAUCACAAAGCAACUGGACGUGCUAGGAAGUUAUGGGGGCACUUCUUCGGACCUGGAGGCCAGUCUGGAUCUCAUCGCCAAAGGUGUCAUCACGCCACAGGUCGAGACGGGGCAUAUGAAGGAUUUCCCUCAGAUCCUGGAUGACUUGCACAAUGGGAAGAUCAAGAGUAGGAUUGUCCUUGUGCCGGAAGGAGUGGAAGAGGCCAAGGUCGCGAAGUGAUGAUAUACGCACAAGGAGGUUGGUUACAAGAUCGAGUUGAUAUCGACAUGUCGGUACUCGUAGUCCUUUUGGGAACAAAAGUUGCUAUUGUACUCCGUAACAGCGUCGACAGAUGGUGUCAUCGCAAUGAGCCGCGACCUCCUUCUCCUGAAAUGAUUCUAGUCUGUACUUACCGCGCUUUGCAUCUCAAGACCGAUGAGAAUCUCUGCAAAGGUCGACUAUGCCCUCUCAAAAGUCGCAGGCGGACCAAUGUAUGUGUGCCAGUACCAUGACUGAUUAUGACUCGACGCCCGAUGCAAAUACAGCCUUAAGAUGACCGGUACAACCCAUAUAACAACUUUUGCGACCCUUUGAGGCUGAGAUGUCCAAAAGGAGGACAGUAUAGGAGAAGUACGACCACAAUCCCUGCAGGUCACAACUUCGAAAUAACCAAUCAUCUUUUGAUCGGAGAAACUUUUGUUUGCUCUGAUCAGUGAUGUCCAACCCUCCUCGAUAACAUGCCUCGACAAGGGGUGAAAGUUGCUCAACUAUAUAGCAACCCUUAGUUCCCGUACCAGCCAUGAAUGUAUCUACACAGUCACAGUAACCCAUCUUGUUCGAACAUGACUCGAUCUCGAAACCAUCCACACACUCGGCAGGAAUAGGAUGCUAUUCGGCCCCUGUUCACCAGGUUGUACAAGACAGAGGGGGAAAAGCUUUCAGAUAUUAUCAGUGACUGUCUCUAGACUCACUUGAUUCCUUCCAAUACCGGGCAAUAAGUGUCAUCUCAUUUCUCAGCUCUACCAUCACACAAAACUAGAUAGUAAAGUCCAGUCUACUGGGUCGACCUCUGAUGUCAAUCAUGUCACUUGGCGAAUUUCCUACUCGACGCUGUACUUCAGCCACAACACCUUAACAAAGGCCCAACUUCGUGAUUGUAUUUCCGCUA